Messenger RNA from Polyodon spathula (Mississippi paddlefish), 1881 nucleotides. Its product is annotated as neuronal pentraxin-2-like. The record is from RefSeq and is a predicted model, not a curated record. NCBI's taxonomy places the organism in Eukaryota, Metazoa, Chordata, Actinopteri, Acipenseriformes, Polyodontidae. The coding region runs from base 201 to 1538 and encodes 445 amino acids. The transcript has 5 exons.
AAUUUUUUUCAUGUUUAAUUAAGUCCUGGAUAUAUUUAAUAGCAAUGGGUUUUUUUUUGUCUUCUUCUCUCAUGUUACAGAUUACAACGAUCACAACUUAAUUUGGGCAUUUAACGUUUUGUGACUUACCGUCCGAAUGUAUUAGAAGCUAUAAAGGCUUUUUCAACCUGAAAUACUUAAUUGCAAUCCUAUUUGUAGGGAUGCUUGCGUUUCUUGCUGGGUUGAUGUGCUUUUUUGCGCUAGGGGGAGGGUCUGUGGCAGGUGGCCAGGAUACCAAAGGUACCCGCUUUGUGUGCACAUCCAUCCCCAAUGAUGCUGAUCCCAGCUGCCAUCUGCCACCUAUACCCAUGCAAAGCACGAGCCCUCAAGAAGACGACCUUAGGAACACCGUGAUGCAGCUCCGGGAAACUGUAUUGCAACAGAAAGAGACCAUCGUGAACCAAAGGGAGACUAUCAAGGAGCUUACAGGUAAACUGACCCGGUGUGAGUCCGCCUCUGAGAGCACCACGUUAGAUGCCAAGUACAACCAAGGGUCCUGGAGAAAGGACUUCAGUAAAACCAAUGGCAAAGACACCAUGGGAGAUCUUCCACGAAACCCGAGUGAGACCAUCGAUAAUAUCGGUCGGACAGUGCAAUCAUUAAAGGACAGGCUGGAGAAUUUAGAGCAACAACAGAUGCGAGCCAAUAUGUCUGGUGCAGUUUUUCCUAAUGAGCUUCGUGACCUUCUACAGAGAAGACUUGGCGACUUGGAAAAUCAACUUUUGAACAAAGUGUCUGAACUUGAGGAUGAGAAAUCCAUGUUGUACAAUGAGAGCUUAGCACAUCGCCACAGGACAGACACUGCCCUGAAUACACUGCUGGAACGAAUUACUGAAUUAGAAAAAGGUAACAGUGGAUUUAAGUCUCCUGAGGAUUUCAAGGUGUCCCUGCCCCUGCGCACAAACUAUAUUUAUGGGAGGAUCAAGAAGUCCCUACCAGAGAUGUAUGCCUUCACCGUCUGCAUGUGGCUGAAGUCCAGCGCCAGUCCUGGAAUUGGGACCCCAUUCUCCUAUGGGGUCCCUGGGCAAGCCAAUGAAAUUGUGUUGAUUGAGUGGGGAAAUAAUGCGAUAGAGCUGCUCAUUAAUGACAAGGUUGCCCAGCUCCCUCUAUCAGUCAGUGAUGGGAGGUGGCAUCACAUCUGUAUCACUUGGACAACCAGGGAUGGCCUUUGGGAGGCAUACCAGGACGGCGAAAAACUCGGCUCAGGGGAGAAUUUGGCCCCCUGGCACCCAAUUAAACCUGGAGGAGUUAUUAUCCUGGGUCAGGAACAGGACACUGUUGGAGGGAGGUUUGAUGCCACGCAAGCCUUUGUUGGUGAGAUGACUCAAUUUAACAUCUGGGACCGGGUCCUGAAAGCCCAGGAUAUCAUGAGCAUGGCAAAUUGCUCCUCCAACAUGCCCGGCAACGUCAUCCCCUGGGUCGACAACAAUGUAGAUGUGUUCGGAGGAGCGACAAAGUGGGCCUUGGAAAUGUGCGAGGAUCGACUGUACGACUCCUAACCGUGGAGACCAUCUUCCUUGAAGUUUGCCCCUGCAUGGAUUUCCCAAGAUCAAUUCCUGAAGUUUGGGAAAGGAAUGAGGCAAUGGGACUGUGGCGCGGUUGUGGUGUUAUAUUGCUCAAACCUCUACUGUGUGAUCAAAUACAGUUGUCCUUGGUUAACUCGACACCUCACGGGGAUGCCAUUUAGUGUUGGCUUAUCCAAGGUGUCACGUUAACCAUGGGUGCACAUGAGCCAUGGCAUUGACAUGCAUAUAAUUGUCAGAACUCACAUGUUUACAGUAUUACAAUAUGUACAAGUUUAUUUUGUUAAAUGUUCUUAUGAAAAGAACUGCAGUGAAUGAA